AUGCCUUUUUUUUCACGUUCAAAGUCUCCAUCAACCACUCUAAGAGAUAAUCAAGAAGUACAGGAAAGAAAGAUUCAAACAUCUUACACUACAGGUAUUACUGGAAUAAAUUCAUCACCCACCAGAAAUACAGGUUCUAUAGCCAAUUUAAUGACUUUUAGUUCAUAUCGUGCUAGGAUGACUAUUAACAGCAAAUUGAAAGAAGGUAAAGAAAAUGCCAGCAAUUGCGAAGUUACUGAUUCUGUUACCUCUACCGAGACAGUGAUUGCCGAAAAUCCUGAAAAUGUUUCCGAAGUUAUAGAAUGUACAACUCCUGGUGAAUUUAAACCAUUACAAGAAGCCAAUACUGAUUCAACUAUUUCAAAUUUUAAUGACAAUGAUAAACAAAAUGCUGAGCAGAAUGACGACAAAACUGAAACAAUCCCAGAACAAAUUCAAACUCCAGAACAAAAUCAAGAAAAUAUUCCGAACAAUAACCUAACUAACUCUCAUAUUCCAGAAAACUUGGAACAGAUGAAAACUAAGUUAUACAAGAAUUCAAAAGACAAAGAUAAUGAAACGAAUGUAAUAGAGGAACAAGAGGAAUUCCAAGAUGCAAGGGAGCCAGAGCCAAUACCAAAUGAAAAUGUUGAUCUAUUUGAAUCAUCUGUUAAAGAAAUGCAAAAUCCCAAAUCAUUGAAUGAUCCUUCAAAGAAAAAAAUCACAGAGUUAAGAAAAGAGACAAUUAACCUUAAAACUGAACUUAAAAUAGCAAAAAAAAAUAUCACAACUCUGGAAGAAGAAAAGAUGACUUUAAAAAAGAAACUUGAAAACAUUUCUUCUAAAUCUCAAGAAAAGGAAAAGUCUCUCAAACAGCUAAGAGAUUUAAUUUUGAAAUUAAGGGAAGAGACAAGAAUUAACUUUAAUAAUGAUAAGAAAGAAAUAAUGAAAUGCAAAGAGGUUAUACCGGAAAUUUUGCAAAAUAUCAAAAAUCUGGAAAGUUCAAUGCAGAAAAAACAAGAACUAACGAACAGAUCUUUGGAGACAGCUCUGACAAGUUCGAACGAGAUUAUGAAAAAGAAACUAGAUACUCUUUUUGAAAACGAUGCUAAAAAAGCCCAUGAAUACGAAAGGCAAUUAAAUUGUUAUGCUAAAGCCCAAGAACAAGUCGAAUACGUUAUCUUAAACCUGAGACUUUUUGAAGUAGAUCUUUCUGAGAUCAUUAAUGAUAUCCUUAAAGAAGUUUCCGAAAAUGAUAUUGAUGAAGAUAAAGAUCAGUUUAACAUAUCCAAGCUCUUCGAAAAGAAAUUCAAAGAACAACAUAAUAGUAUAAUUGGCUUCCGCACAAAAGAUGACAAUUAUAUCCUUGGUGAAAUGAGUUUAUUUUUGGAUAAAAUGAAAGUGACAAUUAAUGAAAAAAUGAUAAGGGAUGUAGAAAAAUGUGUUAUGAAACUUAAUUCUACUAAAGACCAGUCUUAUUUAGCAUUUGAGAAAAAAAUUGCUGAAUUUCAAGGGCUAGACAAAACUCAAAAAUCUCAAAUAGUUGAAGUUACUGAAAAAAAUAAUACCUUGAAAAAAAUGAGUGAUAGAAUGAUAAAGGAGAAGAACAUCAUCAGUGCCAACUUAGAAACACAAACCCAAUUGGCUGAAGCAAAUUCACGUCGUCUCGCUGAACUAAUAGGCGAUGAAACCAAGAAAAUCACAUAUGAGCAAAUGUUAUUAAAUAAUUCCGAUACAUCUAGAGAUACAUAUGAUUUUCUAGAAGUUGAUGAUGUUGACAAAUUAACAAUGGUUGAAUUACAGAAUGUUAUUAAAAAUUUAAUAAUUCUACUUAAUAUACCAUUCAGCAAACUUGCUAAAAAAAUACCUCUAAUUGGGAUAUAUUUGAUUUAUGAACGAAAUAUGUAUGCAUAUUUUGUCAAUCGCCUGUACUAUCAAUUAAAUGGUAAACAACUUAUGCUAACCGAUUACAAUCGUGAAGCUUUCAAUCAGUAUAUAACCACCAAUUCGCUUAAUAACAUCAGACAUCCAUUAGAAGAGUGUCUUGAAACAUUAUGUAAUCGUAUUAUUACUAAGCUAUAA
Maudiozyma saulgeensis is the source of this 2061-nucleotide messenger RNA. NCBI's taxonomy places the organism in Eukaryota, Fungi, Ascomycota, Saccharomycetes, Saccharomycetales, Saccharomycetaceae. The record is from the annotation of a GenBank genome assembly.